This is a messenger RNA of Fusarium fujikuroi IMI 58289, 2007 nucleotides long. RefSeq lists its product as uncharacterized. The record is from RefSeq and is a predicted model, not a curated record. Lineage: Eukaryota; Fungi; Ascomycota; Sordariomycetes; Hypocreales; Nectriaceae. The transcript has 4 exons. The coding region runs from base 1 to 2007 and encodes 668 amino acids.
AUGGACAACGACCCGACGAUGGACUCGACCGGCUUUCAGUUCCAGGCAAAUUCUACAUCAAAAUGGGACAACGAACUCAAGUUUGCUGCAGCUGGCUCCGUCCGCACCUCGAUCAUCGUCCUAUCGGUUUUCAACGUGAUUGUAGCAUUCGCAGUUACUAUCAGUAUUCUUCUGCGCUCAUGGAGAACGCUAAAACAAGUCGAACCGAUAUGGGACUUCAAGUCGUCUUGGUUUCGGCUAGUCAAAGGACGAGAUGUUUACCCCUUCGUACUUUCCUUGGGCAUUGUAGUUCAGGGAAUUGUGUAUGCUACUGCUCAAGCCAAGGGACUUGAGUCACUUAUGAUCCUUGGGUGUGCCACAAUAUCGCGAAUGAUGCUGCUAGCUUUCUUCAUCGUACCCUUCAUUCAGAUGUUGUUCGGCCUGGAGUUGACAAUCCGUAUUACGAGGCCGAGCAUAUUCCCUUUCCGUGGCAAAUUCAACACCCUUGCCUGUCUAGUAACCAUCGGUAUCUUGUUGAUCAUCGUGUUCUCCAUAACCUUUGCUGUUCUACCCUCGGAGUUUUGCUUUGCCAGUCUGAUCUCUUUCCUACAUCGAUACGAUGCCGGAUGCUUUGGGGUUCUACUCACUGUCAUCCUGAUAGUUCUGAUUGAGUGCGGAGUCAUAUGCUUCAAGCUUCAUACUGGUGCCAGAAUGCGCAUUGUUGAGAGGGACGAGGCAUCUCGCAUGGUCUACCAUAUGAUAAUUGCUGUGAUAUCAUAUACUUUGCAAAUAACAUUCUUCUACAAUACGGCGUUCCGAGAUACAGGAGCCGCAGAUGACACGUCAAUGACACUGAACAUGAUCGGAACAGUUGUAAUGAACAUGUCAGGACUGUUGCUUGGCUGUCUCUAUCUCUUCUUGCGAUCAAGCAGAUCCCCAACUGGCUGUUCUGAUGACGACAUUGAAGCGUCUCAGGGUUUCAGAAAAUGGGGUGAUGACCAGGAUCAAGAGCCCCCAACCCCUGGGUCUGCGAUGCUACAGCCUCUUGAUCUUCCCAAGCUGGUUCGCAAGGCUGAAAGCAAAGAAGAUCUGACGCUGGACGACAGAGUGGAAGACAAAGUGUUUGGUGCGCGCAAGGACUUCCUCAACCGUGGCCUGAAGCCUCUGCGAUUGGGAAGUAUGCGUAAUUCAGGCGAUCUUCCAACCGCACCGAAACCUGUACGGACGUCAUCAAAGGAGUCGAUCAAAAACUUCAAGAGAAGCAUGUACAGCAUUUUCCCCAAAGCCGAGCCACCCAAGUCGCCCAUCCUUUUGCCGACAACAACCUACAAAGAUUCCACACCCAAAAAAACACCAGCGCUUCAAAACUUAGCUGACGAACUUCUUGCACCGCCUGCCCUCCGUCUCCCGGAUAAAAGAUUCCGGUCAAGCGGUGCUUCUAUGCUCUCAACUGCAACUGUGCAGAUUGGCCUGCGCCUUUCCAACAUCGGCGAUAUGCGCCCCGCCAAACCGGAGCUCAAACUAGACACAAAUACAAACCAAGUGCACGACCUCGACUGUCCCAACAGUACAGUAAGGUUCUUUCCAAGAAAAACGAGUCCACUUGCCAUCGCCAUUGUCGAUGUCCCAGGCGAGGGUACUAGGUAUAAGAUCCAGGACAACUUUGAUGAGAGACUAUCCGAGAAGGAACUUCCACCAGUUCCUCUCAGCGCGGGUAUGAACACUCCGCCGGAGACAACUCUCAGUUCCGCUGUAUAUAGCCCUCAAGAGAAAACGCCCGUCUCAGCCUCGCACAAUCCCAGGGCUGGAUCAGUCAGUUCUGUAAGAGCUCAUAGCCGACAGGGCUCAAGAAAUAUGGGAGAGCCAAGCAGACUUGCCAGCCGUCAGAGCUCUAGGAUCGUACCAGAGAUUGGCAGAAUGCAUAGCCGACAAGGCUCAAGGGUUGGGCCAGAGACGGGUAGAGUACAUAGUCGCCAAGGGUCAAGAGUUGACUUAGAGGCAACAAAAGGAAAAGGACCAUGGAUUUGA